AUGUCUGUUUACGAUUUGGAAGAUCGAGAAUCUCGCUUCCUGGUCAGCUUCAGACACUCCCGUCAUCGCGACCAAGGCGACAGUCACCUUCUCCGUCGUUUCACCCGUCAUCUGGACGAUAUGGUGCAACACCACCACUACUACUGCUGCCAAGAAGGCCCCGCGGCGGCGACGCCUGCCCCUGCGCCUGCCCCUGCGCCUGCUCCUGCCACGAAUACGUUUCAGAUCGACAUAGUUGACCAAACCCCCAACAGGAUCCCAGCUCGGAAUGGCAAAGAAUGGCGGGCCGAGUUUCCCCUUAGUUUCAAAGCAGAAGACAUCAUAAAGUGCCUCACGUCAAACCCUGGCAAAUACAAGAUCAUGGUAUACUGGGUAGGACAGGGCGGUGUAACAGAGGAAUUGGCUUUCCCCAUCAGGGGAAGGGAGCUCCAGGAAAGGGGCAGGAUGCUUCAAAUCAUGGAACGGCAGGCCGUCAAUAAGGAAAGACUCAUCGCCUUCGCGCCGGGGGAUCUGUCUUAG
This is a messenger RNA of Ustilaginoidea virens, 519 nucleotides long. RefSeq lists its product as uncharacterized. The record is from RefSeq and is a predicted model, not a curated record. NCBI's taxonomy places the organism in Eukaryota, Fungi, Ascomycota, Sordariomycetes, Hypocreales, Clavicipitaceae. Bases 1 to 519 code for a protein of 172 amino acids. The transcript has a single exon.